This is a messenger RNA of Drosophila teissieri, 945 nucleotides long. Its product is annotated as protein atonal. Lineage: Eukaryota; Metazoa; Arthropoda; Insecta; Diptera; Drosophilidae. Gene Ontology annotation, molecular function: protein dimerization activity. Bases 1 to 945 code for a protein of 314 amino acids. The record is from RefSeq and is a predicted model, not a curated record. The transcript has a single exon.
AUGUCGUCCAGUGAGAUCUAUCGCUACUACUACAAGACAUCCGAGGACUUGCAGGGCUUCAAGACAGCCGCCACCGAGCCGUACUUCAAUCCCAUGGCCGCCUACAAUCCCGGCGUGACCCACUACCAGUUCAAUGGGAACACCCUGGCCAGCAGCAGCAACUAUCUGUCGGCCAAUGGGUUCAUCAGCUUCGAGCAGGCCAGUUCCGAUGGCUGGAUCUCCUCCUCGCCGGCUAGCCACCGAUCCGAGAGUCCCGAGUAUGUGGAUCUCAAUACCAUGUACAAUGGAGGCUGCAACAACAUGGCCCAGAACCAGCAAUACGGAAUGAUUAUGGAGCAGCCAGUGGUUUCCACAGCACCCGCCAUUCCAGUGGCCUCUCCCCCCGCAGUGGAGGUCAUGGGCUCCUCCAAUGUGGGCACUUGCAAAACGAUUCCAGCGCCAGCAGCUCCCAAACCCAAGCGCAGCUACACGAAGAAGAGCCAGCCCAGCACCACUGCCACCACCUCCACACCGACUGCCGCUGCAGAGGAGUCACCUGCCCAAGUGAAUCUCUACACAGAGGAUUUCCAGAACUUUGACUUCGACAACUCCGCCUUGUUCGAUGACAGCGUCGAGGAUGACGAGGACCUCAUGCUCUUCAGUGGCGGCGAGGAGUUCGAUGGCAAUGACGGAUCCUUUGACUUGGCCGAUGGUGAGAACCAAGACGCCGCUGCCGGAGGCUCGGGAAAGAAGAGGCGUGGCAAGCAGAUCACGCCCGUGGUGAAGAGGAAGCGUCGCCUGGCCGCCAAUGCCCGUGAGCGUCGUCGGAUGCAGAACCUGAACCAGGCCUUCGAUCGCCUCCGCCAGUAUCUUCCCUGCCUGGGUAACGAUCGCCAGCUGUCCAAGCACGAGACCCUCCAAAUGGCCCAGACCUACAUCUCCGCUCUCGGGGAUUUGCUGCGUUGA